CCGGCGCCGCGCGAGGCAUUGUGGGCCGGUGGAGGUCCGACCCCGGCCCACAAUGCCCCGCGCCCGCCCAGUACCACCAACAUGGACCAGUACAUCGUGCUGGGCCGCAUCGGGGAGGGCGCGCACGGCGUCGUGUUCAAGGCCAAACACCGGGAGACCGGGGAGCUGGUGGCCCUCAAGAAGGUGCCCCUGCGGCGCCCUGAGGACGGGGUGCCCCCCCAGACCCUGCGCGAGAUCAAGGCCCUGCGGGAGAUCGAGGCGCACCCCCAUGUGAUCCGGCUCUGCGCCGCCUUUGCCCAGGGUCCCGCCGUGGUUCUGGCUCUGGAGCUGCUGGUGGGAGACCUGGGGGGGCUCCUGCGUGCGGCCCCCGCCCCACUGCCCCCGGCCCGAGUGCGGGCACUGCUCGCCAUGACCCUGCGGGGGCUGGGCCAUGUGCACCGGCACCGCCUGCUGCACCGGGACCUCAAACCAGCCAACCUGCUGCUGGACAGCGCCGGGCGCCUUAAGCUGGCAGAUUUCGGGCUGGCACGGGUGCUGGGCCCCCCCCCGGGGCGCCCCUACAGCCACCAGGUGGCCACCAGGUGGUACAGAGCCCCCGAGCUGCUCUACGGUGCCCGGCACUACGACGAGGGAGUGGAUCUGUGGAGCUGGCCGAGCUGCCUGAUUUCCCCAAGCUGCGGUUCCGGCCACGGGCGCCGCCGCCGCUGGAGCUGCUCGUGCCGGGUGCUGACGCAGCCGCACUGGACCUGCUGCGGAGCCUGCUGCGCUACCGGGCCCGGCUGCGGCCCCGGGCUCACCAGGCGGCCCUGCCCCCCCAGUGGAUUUUGGGGUGCCAUGGAGUUUGUGGCGUUGGGGGGGCCGGAGGCGCCCCCCCCGUUCCCCGAGGAGCCGGGGCCGUUCCUGGGGCUGGGGGCGCCCGAGGGGCUGGAGCCAGGGGGGCUGCUGGGGCCCUUCCCCCCACCAGGCCGCCUGUCCCUGGUGUCCUGGCCUGAGGGGGGGUCCCUGGGGGGCCCCUCCUGGUCCCCUCCCCCGCCAGAGCCCCCCCGGUUCCUGGAGCUGCUGCAGCCCCCCCGCACCCCGCCCCCUCCGGGACCUCUGCUGGCCCCGCCCACCCCGGCCUGCGAGGCACGGGAGUGUGUGAACUGCGGGGCCACAGCGACGCCACUCUGGCGCCGGGACGGCACCGGGCACUACCUGUGCAACGCCUGUGGGCUGUACCACCGGCUGAACGGACACAACCGACCGCUCAUCCGCCCCAAAAAGCGCCUGCUGGUGAGCAAACGUGCAGGCACCGUGUGCAGCAACUGCCAGACCAGCACCACGACGCUGUGGAGGCGCAGCCCCCGCGGAGACCCAGUGUGCAACGCCUGCGGGCUCUAUUACAAACUGCACCGGGUGAACCGGCCGCUGACCAUGCGCAAGGACGGGAUCCAGACCCGCAACCGCAAGGUCUCAGCCAAGGGCAAGAAGCGGCGCCAAGGGGGGGGCGCCGGUCCUGGGGGCAUCCCCGAAACCUCGGUGGGGCCCCCCCUGCCCCCCCCCCGUGGCCCCCCAGCCCCCCACCGAGGACCCGGCCUCGCUCUUCGCCCUCGGGCCCCUGGUCCUGUCCGGGCACCUGCUGCCCUUCGCUCCCCCCGGGCCCUUCCUGGGGGGCCCCAGCAGCGACUACAGCCCCACCCCCAGCGCGGCCCCCCCUGGGCUCAGCCCACAGCUCUAAUGGAGGAACCCCAAUACAGUUUGGUAUCAAAACGGAGCCUGGCUCGCACCUCGUUCUUUAGGGGUGCGCUGGGAUGA
Molecule: messenger RNA, 1794 nt
Organism: Oenanthe melanoleuca
Lineage: Eukaryota; Metazoa; Chordata; Aves; Passeriformes; Muscicapidae
Gene: GATA1
Product: GATA binding protein 1
Exons: 11
Coding region: 82-1794 (570 amino acids)
Biological process (GO): protein phosphorylation; cell fate commitment; negative regulation of transcription by RNA polymerase II
Molecular function (GO): DNA-binding transcription factor activity, RNA polymerase II-specific; ATP binding; zinc ion binding
Source: RefSeq, a predicted model, not a curated record